GCAAAGCUGUGGGAGAGGUGGCACCGCGUGCAUCCUGCCCGCUGGAACAGAAGAAACGUUGUGUUACCGUGAGCAGGGGAAGGCUCUGAGAGGAGCAACCGGGACAGGCGACGGAUUACUGAAGCCGCGUUUUGAAGCCGCGUUCUCGUGCGUAAAAACGGCUCAUUCCUGGAGUAUGAGCACUCUUUCCCCGUCUGCGGAACCAACGCGUUUCAGAUUGAGAGAAGAAGCGGACGUUUGGAUGACACUUUUUCCGCGAUUGUUGAAGGUUGCAGACUGAAAGAGAGGAACCCAACGCGUUAACUCGAGGAGGAGUGUGGAGACUGCCGACAUGAGACCGUUUGUCAUCUGCGCGCUGCUGCUCUUAAAAAUUACUCUUGGAGAUGCCUGUGCCAGUGGCCGGUUCACUGAAUCGGGGCAGUGUUGCCGUCUCUGUCCUGCUGGCUUCGGAUUGAAGGUAGCUUGUGGGAAAGAGGAUACCAAGUGCACACCAUGCCCACAGGGAACGUUUUCCUCAUCCGAAGGUCUCGGCCCUUGCCUUCCCUGUGCUAAGUGCCCCCCCAGUGUUCCCAUGGUGGCCUCUUGCUCGGCCACUCAAGACACACAAUGUGAAUGUGACAACGGCUUCUUCUUUUUGAGCAGCCAUGGCCUGUGUGCACCUUGCUCCAAAUGCACCCGCUCUCAGGGUGCUAUCCGGCCGUGCGGUAUACAGGGUGACACGCAGUGCCAGAUCUGUGGCCCGGGAACAUUUUCUGAGGAGCUAAUUAGCACCAAACCCUGCCAGACCUGCACCCGGUGCUCUGACAGUGAAGUGGAAAUCCAACACUGCAUGCCCAACUUUGACUCACUGUGCAUGGAUAAGCAGCUGCACAUUCUUUCUCGUCCUGCUCUGGGGGGGUCUGAUGCUCCUCGCUGGCCAGGUGUUGAGGAGGGGGAGACCAGUCCUGCUCCUGGAACGCCCAAGUUACCACUGGAGGACAAGGGAGGCAGCAACCACAUUCUGGCCUACGUUUCUGUUCUGGCUGCCGUGGUGCUGGGCCUGCUCCUCUAUGUGGCUUAUAAAUGCUGGAGAUCGUGUAAACAGAAGAGGGCUCUUUCUAAGGCCCGGGCAGCUGAGUUGGGAGCGUCUCCGGAGGGAGAGAAGCUCCAAAGUGACAGUGGUGUAUUUCUGGACUCUCAAAGCAUACAGGACAACCAGCCCAGCAAAGGUACGAAGAGGGACAGCAAGCAGGACAACCGUUUGUACAUCAACCUACCACCCCACAGACAGGAAGAGGUGGAGCGCCUCCUGCAGGAGGGAGGGGGCCGAGGCUGGAGGCAUUUGGGCGCAGCUCUGGGUUUCGAGCCCGAACAGCUGGACCUGUUUGGGCGGGGAGAGGCUCCUUCUCACACACUGCUCUCUAACUGGGCCCAGAAAGAAGGUUCCACUCUGGGACUGCUGUGCUCUGCACUGGCCCGCAUUGAGAGGCCCGAUGUGGUCACAGCUCUUAACAGCCCCACGCAGGGCGUCUCUCUGGUCUGACGGCUCCUCAGACACAAGCAGGACACUAACAGACUCAAGUGAAGAACUUUCAUUGAAAUGACAAGGCGCUCUGACAUUAUCACCUCUGUCACUGUUGGAGGACGUCACCAAUGGUUCAUGAUUGCUUUUGCUUCUAAACAUAUUCUUGCAUCACUCUCUUUUGACCCAGUUUAUGUCACCAUUAGAUUUAACAUGACAUAAUCUCCUGGGAUGUGACUUUUAUCGCUUCUGAGCAAAUCACCAACCUCUCCAUGUAGCCUACAGUAUGUUGCAACCUCUCAUUACCACUACUGAGGAAACAACGUUUUUACUUGUGGUCAAGCCUCACGCCUCGCACAAUGGACACUGCAGAAACCUGGUCACUUUGGAUUAGAACUGCAUAUUGACAAGAAACAGAAUGAUGUGUUUACAUGUGUUGCGCAAGUGUGAAUAUUCUAAAUACCACUGUUUACAUAUUAUUCGGACACAAAUUUGCUUGAUCCCACGCUCUCUUCCAGCCUUCCUCGUGCUGCUGCAAACAAAUCAGAUCACAGAUCAUCACGUUUAUCAUUUAAAUGGCUUUGUUUUCUCUUUGUUCUCAAUCCCUUUGGUAUGGCAGUUGAUUUUUGGCGAAAUGAGACGGUCCAACAACACUGCUUUAUGACAUGUGACUCUCCCCAUUUGGGAUCAUUUCCAUGCGAUGUGCCUAAAAAGAGAAUAAACCAAAUCAAGGGUUUAAAUGGCCAACUUAUCAAUCCUCCCAACGGUGCUUUCAGUUGCUAAGAAGACUUUAUCUAAUGUGUAGAUUGAAACUACUCAUUCGGUUGUUGAAGUUUGUUGCCUUGUACUUUUGUUGUUGUUGUUGUUUUUCUCUUCUUUCUGCUGCAGUCACCACAUACAGUCGCCUCUGCAGCAGUGAUGUUUCAAAUCUCAUUAGAAGACAAAAAUGAAGCAUUUUGUGAAAUAUAAAAACACCAUUCUUAGCUCUUCCUCAUAAUCAUCUUUUAUUGUAAAUAUCUUAAAUAUUGAUUGUUUUGAUACGUAAUGGUUGCGAAGACUGAAUGAAAGGGAUAGACAACAUAUUCUCUUUGCAUUCACACAGCUCCAUUUUUGUCACCUAGAUUUUUUUAUAUUAGACACACACACAAAAAAGCCAAAGACACUGUUAACAUCAAGGCUUGUGUCCUAAGUAAUCAUGCUUUUGUAUUUAUUUCAUCACCAUUUUAGGAAUACAACUUAAUUGCGGUCUCUGAGAAGCUGGACAUCUGCUGUGUGCUAGUCACACUCUGUGAUGGCCUCAGAUGGUUUGAUAUUUUUUUUAUGACAGCCACAUUUGGUUUUGUGUAUAUAUUUCCUAAUUGUAUGCCUCAAUGCAUUUUUGUAUGAGUUUUAUUCAUAUAAUAAAUAACUUUGAUAAGUC
Messenger RNA from Pseudoliparis swirei, 2921 nucleotides. It is a transcript of the gene nradd, whose product is annotated as neurotrophin receptor associated death domain. Gene Ontology annotation, cellular component: cell surface; plasma membrane. The coding region runs from base 332 to 1522 and encodes 396 amino acids. Gene Ontology annotation, biological process: Rho protein signal transduction. The record is from RefSeq and is a predicted model, not a curated record. Gene Ontology annotation, molecular function: coreceptor activity; death receptor activity; nerve growth factor binding. Lineage: Eukaryota; Metazoa; Chordata; Actinopteri; Perciformes; Liparidae. The transcript is spliced from 6 exons.